Closterium sp. Naga37s-1 is the source of this 1773-nucleotide messenger RNA. Lineage: Eukaryota; Viridiplantae; Streptophyta; Zygnematophyceae; Desmidiales; Closteriaceae. The record is from the annotation of a GenBank genome assembly.
AUGGAAAGUUACGACCUGCCCGGGGAUAUUGACGAGACCAUGCAGCAGCUGGUGCAGGGCGGGCUGGAGCCUGGCUCAGGCAGGUUUGAGGAGAUUCGGGCAGCUUUGAAGGGAGGAUGCUGCUGUGAAAGGUGUGGCGAGUGGGUGCGUCUCCCCAUAGGCACCCCCUGCGCGCACCUGCUGUGCAUCACGUGCAUGGCAACCGACAAGCACGCGCCGGGCUGUUCGAGACGGUACCGCAUGCAGGAGCCCAAGGACAUGAAACGUCCUAAGAAUGCGAACCCCAAGUGGAGCGUGCCACAAGACCUAAUCGAGCUGCAGCCAUCGUAUGAACAGGGAGUUGCAUCUGGAGUGGCAGACGACAGCCAGCACCAAGGUGGAUUACCUUCUCUCCCAGCUGCGCCUGCUCGCUCCCAUUCUCCACUUCUCUUUCACCUUUCCUCGUUCUCCUCCCCCCCUUCCUCUCAGAGGGAGUGGCAUCUGGAGUGGCAGGCGACAGCCAGCACCAAGGUGGAUUACCUGCUCUCGCAGCUGCGCCUGCUCGCUCCCCCUCCUCCUCCUGCCCCUCCUCUUCCCGGCAGCAAGCUGUCUGCCCCUCCUCUCUCCACUGCAUCAGCUCCACUAUACCCACAUGUAGGACCACCACUGUUGUCACAUUCAAUACAGUCACCAUCAGAAGCAGCACAGCCACGCACGGUACCACACACUGUGACGCCCUCACCACCAUUGGGAGAUUCAAAUGAGCCGAUGGAUAGUUGCGCGGAGUCAGAGCACGGAGAGGGGGCAGCAAAUGGCUGUGCUGCCCAUGCCAUGGGGGCACAAGGCCCUGUGGCUGCUGGGGGGCUUGGAGGGGAGAGGGACGGAUAUGGUAGGGAGAAUAGGAGAUACGAUGGCGAGAAGGCGAUAGUGUUCACGCAGUUUCUGGAGCACAUCGCACUGCUGGAGGCGCAGCUUACACUCGCCGGUGUCAACUUCGCUGGCCUUUACAACCCCAGGCCUCAAUCCGACAAGAUGCAGGAGCUGCUGCGCUUCCAGCACGACCCGGCGUGCCGCGUGCUUCUAAUAGAUGGCCCGGGGUCGCCCGGUCUCGACCUCUCCUUUGUGUCACGCGUCUUCCUCAUGGAACCCGUGUGGGACCCCAGUGUGGAGGAGCAGAUGGUGUCUCGAGCGCAUCGCAUGGGCGCCUCUCGGCCAAUCACGGUGGAGACAUUGGCCAUGGCAGGCACGCUGGAAGAGCACAUGCUGCACAUACUGCAGCGGGGCGCAGGCGAAGCAGACGCAGGCAAGGGAGGCAGUGGCACGCAACGCCGUCCUGCUGGCACUGAAGCUCGUCUGCCCUCCUCUCCUUCCCGGUGCUUCCCCUCUUCAUUGCAGCGUCUGCCCGACCGCGGGGUGCAGGCAAAGCAGCGCCAAGCAAGGGAAGCCGUGGCACGCAACGCCGUCGUGCUGGCACUGAAGCUCAUCUGCCCUCCCCUCCUUCUUGGUGCUUCCCCUCUUCAUUGCAGCGUCUGCCUGACUGCGGGGCGCAGGCAAAGCAGCGCCAAGCAGCUGGAAAGCGAGAGAAUGGGGCAGGGUGAUGGAAAUCGGAAGAAUGGGGCGGGGUGCUGGAAAGCGGGAGAAUGGGGCGGGGUGAUGGAAAGCGGGAGAAUGGGGCGGGGUGAUGGAAAGCGGGAGAAUGGGGCGGGGUUAUGGAAAGAGGGAGAAUGGGGCGGGGUGAUGGAAAGAGGGAGAAUGGGGCGGGGUGAUGGAAAGCGGGAGAAUGGGGCAGGGUGA